Molecule: messenger RNA, 2604 nt
Organism: Felis catus (domestic cat)
Lineage: Eukaryota; Metazoa; Chordata; Mammalia; Carnivora; Felidae
Gene: ST3GAL5
Product: ST3 beta-galactoside alpha-2,3-sialyltransferase 5
Exons: 8
Coding region: 90-1457 (455 amino acids)
Molecular function (GO): lactosylceramide alpha-2,3-sialyltransferase activity
Source: RefSeq, a predicted model, not a curated record
CUGGUGCUGAAUGGGCGCGAGCGCUGCGCCGGGGGCGGGCGGGGGCGCGGGGCCCUGGACUGGAGGCGGGCCGGCGCCCCCUCCCUAGCAUGCGGACGAAGGCGGCCGGCGGCGCGGAGCGGCGUCCCCUGCAGCUGCGAACGGAGGCGGCGGCGGCGGCGGCACCUGCCGGCCGAGCAAUGCCCAGUGAGUAUAACUGUGUGAAACUGAGAAGCGAUUGCUCAAGACCCUCUCUGCAAUGGUACACCCGAGCUCAAAACAAGAUGAGAAGACCCAACUUGUUGUUAAAAGACAUCCUCAAGUGUAUAUUGCUUGUGUUUGGCGUGUGGAUCCUUUAUAUCCUCAAGUUAAAUUAUACUACCGAAGAAUGUGACAUGAAAAGAAGGCAUUACGUAGACCCGGACCGUGUAAAGCUAAAAACCACAUAUCACCCUGAGGACUGCAUUUUGUGCUGUGUAGUUAAUUAUGGCCAAAUAUGCUUCUCUCUGACUCUGCAGACCUGCGCUCACAUAGCUAAGAGAGCUCAGAAAUAUGCUCAGCAAGUCUUGCAGAAGGAAUGCCGACCGAAGUUUGCAAAGAAGUCCAUGGCGCAGUUGUUUGAGCACAGGUACAGCAUGGACUUACCGCCUUUCGUGAAGGAGGCCCCCAAAGUGAAUGAAGCCGAGUACAAGUACGAUCCUCCUUUUGGAUUCCGGAGGUUCUCCAGCCAAGUCCAGAGCCUCUUGGAGAUAUUGCCUGAGCACGACAUGCCUGAACACUUAAAAGCAAAGAGCUGUAGGCGUUGUGUGGUUAUCGGAAGCGGCGGGAUACUGCACGGACUAGCACUGGGCCAUGCCCUGAACCAGUUUGAUGUUGUGAUAAGGUUAAACAGUGCACCAGUUGAGGGAUAUUCAGAGCAUGUUGGUAAUAAAACUACCAUAAGGAUGACUUACCCAGAGGGUGCGCCACUGUCUGACCUUGACUAUUAUUCCCAUGACUUGUUUGUUGCUGUUUUAUUUAAGAGUGUUGACUUCAACUGGCUUCAAGCAAUGGUGAAAAAUGAAACCCUGCCAUUUUGGGUGCGACUCUUCUUUUGGAAGCAGGUGGCGGAAAAAAUCCCACUACAGCCAAAACAUUUCAGGAUUUUGAAUCCAGUUAUUAUCAAAGAGACUGCCUUUGACAUCCUUCAGUACUCAGAGCCCCAGUCAAGGUUCUGGGGCCGAGAUAAGAACGUCCCCACCAUUGGUGUAAUUGCUGUUGUCUUAGCCACACAUCUGUGUGAUGAAGUCAGUUUGGCAGGCUUCGGAUAUGACCUCAAUCAACCCAAAACACCUUUGCACUACUUUGACAAUCUCUGCAUGGCUGCCAUGAACUUUCAGACCAUGCAUAAUGUGACAACAGAGACCAGGUUCCUCCUAAAGCUGGUCAAAGAGGGCGUGGUGAAGGACCUCAGCGGAGGCAUCCAUUGUGAAUUCUGAACACAGAGAAACCUCACUUGAAAAUGCAGCUCUGACUCUGAAGGCUGUUUUUCCUAGCCUUCUUGAUCCAUUUCAUCCUGCAAAUACUUUGAAGUGCAGCUGGUGUUUUUAACUUUUAAUUUAAGAAAAAAAAAGUUUAGCUCUUCCCACUUUGCCCCCCCCCCCCACCUAUUUAUUUGAGGUCAGUGUUUUUGCACAAACUUUUGUAAGUUAAUUUUGAGAAUUGAAUGGGAAAGACUUUUCAAAGAGACUUGUAUGUAAUGAUGUUUUAUUGAAUUUUAAGAACGUUAUUUAAUUUGUAAAAACUCUGUCCAUGUCUACUGCACACAGAAUACCGGGUAAUUAAGUGGAAGGAGAAUGGAGGUCACUCCUUUGAUGAGAGUCCUGAAUGCCUGAUUCUGGUUCCUUGUUACUGUUUGGUAGGACAGAUGUCGGGGGCACUUCCAGGAUGAUGUGCUCAGUAGCUAAACCACUAGUCCUGGUUUGGCCAUGCUGCUGCGUGAGGCCUGGGUCAGUUGGAGAAGUUCACGGUCCCUUUCUGUUGUCGGGUCUGCCUUCUGUCAGAAGACUUGCAGGAAACAACCAGGGGAAACAACGUCCGUGGUCGGGGAGGGACACAGAAGACAUUUUCUAGGUCUCCUGCAUUCUCUGAAGCCACCUUAGGCUACAGAAGCCACCGCCUUCCCUGAAAUGAUGACAAAUCUUGAAUUUCUUGAGGCUUUUUUUUUUACUGCCCUUCCCAAGCACUUCAGCGUUAACCUGAGGUGUUCCACUGUCUGCCUGAGGUGGCUUAUCAAAAUUAGGGUAUAAUCUUUGUUAUCCAGAGUUAUAGAAGAAUAAACCCUUUCCAAGAAUAAUCAUGUCUUCUGAAACACUAAAAUAAAUUGCCUAUUUAAAAAAAUUUUCGGGGGGACGCCUGCACGGCUCAGUUAAGUGUCUGACUCUUGAUGCCCAUAGGUACGUGAGAUCAAGCCCCACUUGGGAUUCUCUCUCCCCCCCUCUCUGCCCCUCCCCUGCUCACACUCCCACUCUCUGUCUCAAAGAAAACAUCAACUUAAAAAAAUUUUUUGUCAUGCCUACCUGGCAGUGUGUUCCAGAUAGUGUGCUAAAAAUUUUUAAAAAGAAUUAAAAAAGAAGCUUUUGAGGA